This is a messenger RNA of Marchantia polymorpha subsp. ruderalis, 3266 nucleotides long. Lineage: Eukaryota; Viridiplantae; Streptophyta; Marchantiopsida; Marchantiales; Marchantiaceae. The record is from the annotation of a GenBank genome assembly.
GCCCAAGCCCAAGCCCAGGCCCAGGCCCAGAGCGCGAGAGGGAGAGGGAGAGGGGGAGGGGGGUGGGGGUGGGGGAGCGGGAGGAGGAGAGCGUGGCGCGUGCCAUGGGGGGGCUUGGGAGCAUAAUUUGGCUCAGGGAUGCCGCUCCAUGGAACCAGCGCGAGCUGUGAUCCCUCGAGGCCCCCGACGGAUUCGGACCGGUUGGCCUCUCCUGCUGCCGUCGCUUUUGCCACUCGGAGCAGCAGAGCAGCAGCAGCAACACUGCCUCGUACUGCAGAGAGAGGCAGAGGAGGCGGGCGAGUACGAGAGAGAGACGACCUUCUGCAGAUGCUCCAUCUCCGGCUCAUCUCUAGCCUAUAGGUACCAUCCCCAUUGCGCUUUAUCAAGAACCCCGAGAGAGUGCGAUAGCGAGAGCGAGCGAGCCCCGCUACUUCUGCCAGUGAGCGAGUGUCCUUCAAGCGAACGAGAGCUUCCGAGAGCUGCGCUUCGUUCCGGGUCGGUCGGUCGGUCGGUCGGUCGUUUCAAUUUGUAUGAGGAAGGUGGCCUCGUCUGGCCCCGUGUCAGCUUCAGUUGCUCUAGAAGCACACUUUGCUAUUAGCCAUGUUCUCUUGUCGACGGUCGGUCGGUUCAUUCUAGUCCUGUCCUUACGGACGCAGCAGGAGGAGAUCUCGGUCUGAAAAUCAGAGAGGCAGUGAGUGAGUGAGUGAGAUAGUGAGAUAGUGAGAUAGUGAGAGCGAGUGAAGGAGGGAAGGACGGCUUUCAAUCGAAUCGAGGACAGUAUGCGAACAGCUUGAAGAGCCUCGGGGUGCGGAGGAGGGCGGUGUGAAAGGAGCAAAAGACCUAAGUGACACGGCUGUCGAGAUUUCAGAACGAUCAGGUCUAGAUGAGGUGCUCGGUGCAGAGGUGUCGAACUCGGAUGUGUCGCCGGAGAUGAAGUCCAAGGAAGGGCUGAUGAGUCCCACGCGAGUGCGUCCCGACGAGCCGACGGUUUCUCUGGGCUCUCUCAUCAACAAGGAGCUGCGCAGCUACAAGGUGGAGAAGCCCGUGCUGCUGUACGGGCAAGCGGGGCAAUCGAAACGAGGCGAGGAUUACACUUUUAUCAAGACAGAUUGCCAGAGAACGCUCGUGGAUGGCGUCUCGACCUUCGACGUGUUCGCCAUAUUCGACGGCCACAAUGGCCGAGCCGCUGCCAUCUAUUCCAAAGAGAACGUGCUCAAGGAUGUGCUGAGCGCAAUUCCGCCAGGCCUAACCCGAAGCGAAUGGUCCGCCACUCUUCCUCGAGCUCUCGUGGCCGGCUUCGUCAAGACCGACAAGGAAUUCCAGAGCCAGGAGCAAUCCUCCGGCACGACCGCCACAUUCGUCGUCAUCGACGGAUGGACCGUCACCGUGGCCUCGGUCGGGGAUUCUCGAUGUAUACUCGACUCGCAGGGCACCCUGACGAUGCUCACGGUGGAUCACCGAUUGGAGGUCGACGAGGAAGAAAGGAACCGAAUUCAAGCUUGUGGCGGGGAGGUGGGCAGACUGAGCACCGUCGGCGGUGCGGAGAUUGGGCCCUUGCGGUGUUGGCCUGGUGGGCUGUGCCUGUCGAGGUCGAUAGGAGACAUGGAUGUGGGCGAGUUCAUCGUGCCCAUCCCGUACGUGAAGCAGAUCAAGGUGGGCGCUCUGGGUGGUAGGCUGAUAGUGGCAUCGGAUGGCGUGUGGGAUGCGCUGAGCACGGAGAAAACAGCCAAGUGCUGUAGAGGGUUGUCGGCAGAGCUAGCUGCGAGACAAGUGGUGAAGGAAGCGCUGAGGAGCCGAGGGCUGAGGGACGACACCACGUGCUUGGUAGUCGACAUAGUUUCUCCGAACAGGCCCAACACGGAAAUCGUGAAGCACAGGGGCAGCCGCAGCUUCCUGGCCACCAUCUUCCACAAGCAUUCGAGCAAGACAUCGGCGAGGUUGGCUGGCAGAUUGGCCGAAGGCGAAGCGGGCAGAGUGCAGGAGAUCUUCGAAGAAGGUUCCGCCAUGCUCGCUGACAGAUUGGGAUCGGAGGAGGCUGCUCCCCGAGGGCCCUCGGGCACCUUGCAUUGCGCUGUCUGCCAGGUCGACAUCACCCCCAGCGAAGGCAUCUCGGUUCACGCAGGCUCCAUGUUCGCGACGUGGCAGGGCCCAUUCUUGUGCGCCAGCUGCAAACUCAAGCAGGAUGCCAUGGAAGGCAGACGGCCGUCGUGAGAGAACUCGCGCCCCCACACACGCACGCGCAGUCGGUCAGGCAGUUGCUGUUGCUUGCUUGCUUGCUUGCUGCGAACCGAAUGCAGGACGGAUGGAUGGAUGCCACCGAAGGUCGACGGCCAUCGAGAGAGAGAGAAACUGGUGUUGGCUGGCUGAGGGAAGGACAAUCAGCUGCUGUGAUGGUGGCUGAUAAGUGAUGAAGCCACAGCUGGCACGCAUCGAUAUCAAUACUCAUAGUUUGUUUUCAAGUCCAGGUAGUGUGGAUGUACCUCAACUUCUCACUCGACGAGGUAGUUUGUUGCCCGCCUGACAACCUGCUUCCAAGAGCUGUUGGUUCAAAGGGUUGGCUAGUAGAUUUGAGCUCUAGGUGAUCUCAUGAACUGGCCUCAGGCGUCAUGGUUUUGAGCUGAUACUCCUCAUUUCAUCGUGCAAUUGUAGAAACGGUAGUAUACAUACACAUUCUUAAUUUGAGUCAAUUUGCAGAGGAUCUUAUGCCGGCCGGGAGGAAAUGCAAUCAGCUACUCUAUCGGUGCUUGUGGCUGAUAAGUUAUAAAAGCUAGCGGGGCAUUCAUCAUUAUCAAUACUCAAUAGUGUGUUUUUCAACUUACAACUAGUUCGGAUGGGUCCUUGUUCCUCUUGCAAAAGCGUGAUCGGCGGUGCAUUGGCAACCUUAUCCAGCGACCUUCCUGGAUUUCCAUGGUUCCACGUUUGAGCUCCAGUUCCAAUCCAAUCCGAGUAGCGUAUUCAUAUUUCUUUGAGUCAGCUGACCAUCCCCUUACUAAUAUUCUGGAAUGCGCUGGACCCCCUUCGCGCAUUAUAUAACCUGUUUGCCAGUAGCAGAUAAUCUUUGACACAUGGACAGAGGAUUGGAGUAGAGCGCCAGUUUCUGCAGACACUACCCGUAGCUGGGUCUCAGACUUUAUGAAGAUGCUGGUACCAACCUUUGGAGGAAUUUUGUGUGAUUCGGCAUCGUUGCAGACCCCUCAAAAUUGUAACAUAACUGAGUGCGUUGGCUGUUCAACAAUGACGUUGUCCCCUAUGGAGCGGACUCGGGA